Molecule: messenger RNA, 2615 nt
Organism: Harmonia axyridis
Lineage: Eukaryota; Metazoa; Arthropoda; Insecta; Coleoptera; Coccinellidae
Exons: 2
Coding region: 148-1257 (369 amino acids)
Source: RefSeq, a predicted model, not a curated record
CAAUCCUCGAUCAUACUUUAAGAUAUCCCUAUUUUUGCCAUUUUUGAUCACUUUUCAAUUUUGCCAAAUAAGACGACUCUUUCUAGAAUCACUACAAAUCUGGAUUUUUCUGCGGGUUUUAACAAACAUAUUUUUGAAUUGAUUCAUAUGAAAACAAAGAAUAUGGCCACUACUGAUGAAGAUUGUAUUAUCUGUGUGGAUGUAAUGUCAAUAAAAACGCACCUUCUCCCGUUGAAUAAGAUGAUUGAGUUCCACCAGUGCAAGGGAACUGGGUUAUAUGCACCUGCAAAUUGUGUAUUGGUGAUAAUUGCUAGGGGAAUUCGACAUAACUGGAAGCAGCCAGUGGCAUAUUUCUUUGUACAUAAUUCCUGUGAUGUACAAGAUUUACACUACGUUAUAACCACAUCCAUAAGGAGACAUGUAGGAUUGAAUGUUUUAGCAUUGGUUAGUGACCAAGGCCCCAACUUCUACAAAUUUUGUAAUGAGCUUGGAGUUAAUAUGGAUAAGCCAUAUUUUUUUAUUGAUGAAAGCAAAAUUUAUUAUAUAUUUGAUACCCCACACUUAUUGAAGAGCACCAGAAAUAAUUUAUUCAAAUAUGAUUUCAAAUUGGGGAAAAAUGUAAUCAAAAAACAAUAUAUUGAAGACUUGUUUAAUUUUGAUGUGGGUAAAACGAUUCGUCUCGUUCCUCGAGUAUCAGAUAUCCAUAUAAAUCCAAGCCCCCUUCAUAAAAUGAAAGUGUCUCUAGCUGCUCAGAUAUUGAGCCAUUCUGUAGCUUGUGCUAUGGAAGCAUUAGUUACCUUUAAUUUAUUUUGGUCUGAUGCUAGGCAAACAGCAGAAUUUAUUGGGGAUAUGGAUAAAUUAUUUAACAUAUUGAAUUCCUCCAAUUUCAAAUCAACUAAGAUUUUGAAUACGCCCUAUCAAGGUAGUGAAGAGCAGGAAAACCAUCUGUUGAAAUCAUUGAGCAUUUUUGAAAACCUUAAAGUGUUCGAGGGCAAUAAAGAAAUCACAAAUAAUGUCAAAUUCUUGAAAGGUUGGAGACAAACCAUCAGAGCUGUGCUGAUGCUUUGGGACGAUUUACGUCCUAGAGUUAAGUUUAUGCGUACCAGAUUCAUGAACCUAGAGGCCUCAGAAAUUUUUUUUGAAAAUAUUGGGAGUCGGGGACGUUAUGUAAGAAAGCCUACACCAAUUCAAUUUAAAAGGCUUUACAAAAAAAUUUUUUGUCAUCAAUUUUUCAAGCAUGUUGACAGUGGUACCUGAUAGGCCUUUCAGAAGUGCUCAGUGAUUUGGUAACAAAGAGACUAUUCUGGCUGUGUACUAGAGUAUAUGAUGAACGUUUUACCAAAUUUUAGAAUCAAAUACUUGAAGUACAAAUCAUUUCUUUUUCAUUAUUAAACAUUACUAUUUUCCGAAAUUAUGACAGCUUAUCCUAAGGAUUACAACUACCCGAAAAAAAUGUCUUAUCCCAUGUUUGUGGUUAGAUGAUAACAAAAAGUUUAGAUAAACAUAGGUGUAAUAUCUGCGAAGAGUAUGGAAAAGUCAAAAAGAACUCCCUCAUGAAACUAUAUUGUGCCAUUCGAAAAAUUUUAAAGAGGGUGAACUGUUUGGGAAUUUAAAACUGCCUCUCAAUAAUUUUUAUGAAUUUAUUGAUAAAUUAGAUAACAUAUUCAUCAAGUUAUUUCCAGUAAUACCAAUUGAAAAUGAUGUUAGAGUAAAAUUGAAAAGAGUGCUCCUCUUUUCAACAUACGUGUUCUAAAUCAUUUAAAAAUACUGUUUUGCAUACAUUUUGAUGAUUUGUGUAAAGUGCAAAAUAGAUAUUUAUUCAUGAUAAUAUGUUGUGUAAAUGUAUUAUGUUUACUCUAUUUUUACAAUAUAAUUUGUUUUUAUGAUAAGUGAUAAAACAAGAUUUCUAUUGAUGUAUUUGUGAAUUAAAUAGUCGCUUUCUGAAACAUCAAGACGUACUGAAAAGUUUUGAGUGUCUUAUACCGACCUCUACCAGUAAUGCUGAAGUCACCAGAACACAGGAAGAAAGUUUUAAAAAGCUCCUGAAUUUCUAUCAGGAAGAUAUUCAAAUUGGUGACAUCGCUGCCAUUGGGGAACUCCAUAUGUGGUACGAGAGGGUGAAAGAUUUUUUAAAUUAGCUAAAAGAAGGCAAUCAAUUAUUACACUGCCUGCCAUCAGGAUGUUUUCCCCACUAUCAACACCCUCCUGAAAAUUCUUACCACUCUUCCUGUAUCGACAUCAACCAGUGAAAGGUCCUUCUCAUCUCUUAGAAGAUUGAAAACAUACUUAAGGAACACAACUGGCCAGCAAAGGUUGAACGCGCUUGCUAUGCUCAAUACUCACAGAGAGCUAGUUAUCAAUGAUGCUGAAGUGUUGGACGAGCUGGCAAAAACACCUCGCCGUCUUGAAUUUAGACUUUCUUGAAUUAUUGUAUAGAGGAGCGUGAUAGCAAUUUUCACUUAUAAAUUUGUUCUCGACCGACACCGGUAGAAUCUGAUUUCGUAUCGGCUGUCAGCGGAGAAUCAGAACAGAUUUUAAUAUCGAUCGUACGUGCUAUUAUAGAAAAGUUUCAAAAGAGACAAAUUAAUUAAUCUUCUGAUAACUCAUCAUAAUUA